Messenger RNA from Somion occarium, 2061 nucleotides. The record is from the annotation of a GenBank genome assembly. Lineage: Eukaryota; Fungi; Basidiomycota; Agaricomycetes; Polyporales; Cerrenaceae.
AGGCGACAUCACCAUCGCGGCCACUCGGGUUAUGCGUGUUUGGCCAUGAAGGUGUAUAAUCAAGUUGCUGAUUUCCCACGCGUUCUUUAUUUAAGUAGUACCGUCCUCAAUAUGGAGGAGCCUUUGACCCCGAACUACCCGCGAACUGGAUACUCAGCGCUCAGUACUCAGCUUCCACAUUUUCCUCCCUUUCUUGCUUCAUGUUUCAUAAAGGGAAAAAUAUGGAGCACAUUCUAUCGAUCAGCCGAACUGCUCACAACUUCAUACACCGGAUCAAUGCCCUCGUUCCUCGCUCGACUUCUUGGUUCCGACCCCAAAACAGCGAAAAAAGGCUGGAGGUGGAUGUCCGUCUCUCAGUACCCUACCCGCGACCCAUCUCGGCGGCCCUUGUUUCCGUGGGGGUUCGACCCUCACUGGCUGAGCAGGCAUCCCGGGCCUAUCUUGCUACUGCGUUGCAACUGAAGCGCGCAUAUGAGGAACGAAUCAGGGCAGUAUCUCGCGUUUGGCUGCAAACAAAUUUCUACGAAUCUCCGACAACUGCUCAAGAGAACCUAACAUCUGUGAAGACUACCUUCGUAGCGCACUAUCAGCGGACUUUGAGCAGCAUGGUGCAGGAAACAAUAAUGUUGGCUCGAGAGCGACUAGCUCUAGCGUCGGCACAUCAUUUAUCAGACAAAGUUGAAGCCCAGAAAGGCAAACGUUCGGCAUUCAACCAGGACGCGGUACCCGUGUUGGAGGAAGUUUACUUCAGGAAAGCAUAUCCAACGCGCGAGGAGAGAGAGGAGCUUGCCGCGAGAUUCUGUAUGCAACCACAACAGAUCAAAGUUUGGUUUCAAAACAGGAGGGCUCGCUCUAAGCGAAGUGGGCACGAAACACGGAGGACUCCGGAGUUCGUGGGGUAUGUGAAACAACAUUUCUCAAACAUCCCUUCUACAUUCCUUUCAGACAUGGAGCGUCUGAUAAGCAAAGAUAUCCAUCACCCUCAACGUAUCGAAUCGGUGAACCGAUCACAAGUUGUUUUACCCAAGUCGUCAACUCAGUUUCGCGAAAUCGUGACCUCUGAAGCACCCAAGUAUGCUUUCCCCUCCAAAUACCAACGCGCACUUGUGAGCGAGGAUCGCGUAGCGUUUGAAGACGGGUUGAUGCAUUUUGAGAUCCCCUGGAUUCGGUCGGUCGGUUCAUUUCGCCCCGAGGAUCGCCCUGUCUCGGAUAUCUCGGACCUCACGUAUGCUUUUUCCAAACUAAGCUUAGGCAGUGAGCGCACGGAGGAUACAAAUCGCUCUCAGCCACCCUUCAAUGCCGCAUUCAUCCCGACAGCGUCGUCCGCACGGACUCGGCCUGUUAAAUCUCAUGCGGCUCCUCCUAUCGUUUCGUGGGACACUGUCAAGCCUAAAACCUAUUUGUCGGGGUAUGACGCCGAGAAACGGCAUGUAUCAUCGACACCAAUGCGCCGGCUAUCCGCACGGUCGAGUCUUCGAGAAGUCUAUUCUCAUCAUCUGUCACGUUCCACUCCAUCCUCUCAACUUUACCCUCAAUCCUCUCAACCUUACCCUCAAUCAAGACCAUCACAUCGACUACAUGCUUCGCUUUCCAAACGUGCCCCACAGACUUCACCAUCGCAUUCCCCGCCUUCGCGCUCUUCUUCGCUGACGUCCGUCAAUUCGGAUGGCUGGUCAUCGUCUGGAGCGGGUUCCCCCGCAUUGGUGACCCCAUCAACUCCCACGUUUGAUCUCCCAGAUUACUCCACAUCGGAAAAGAAACAGAAGAAACACAAGCGAUACUCUCCCUAUUCAUCCAUGGAUUAUUCUUUACGGGAGAAGUCGGCUUGUGCUCCUCGGACGUUUCAAUUCCGCACAACAAUUGCAGCGUUCUGAUAUUCACCUUGUCCUGUUGAUAUGUUGCUUUCGUCUUCGCUUCGCUUUCACCUGGCUUUGCUUUAAUUUUAUUGUGUAUUUAUUCUUUACUGACCUCGUGCAGCUUUUGGAUCGGUUUCGUAGUGUAGUAAUAAUCGCAGAAUAUCGAGAGCUACGCUCUCACCGACACUAUGGAUGCACACGAUCG